Peronospora matthiolae is the source of this 201-nucleotide messenger RNA. NCBI's taxonomy places the organism in Eukaryota, Oomycota, Peronosporomycetes, Peronosporales, Peronosporaceae. The record is from the annotation of a GenBank genome assembly.
AUGGUUAUAGUACUCGGUGAACCGAGUAAGUUCAGGAGUAUCCUCGAUACGGCGUUGUGUGAUGCUGGCAAAGCGCUGGAAGCAUUACGACACAUGGAGAAGAUAUGCAGCAGAAGAGGCACCUAUAUCAAGCACGAGCAGCUCGAUGUUGAGAAAGUAGGUUCUAUUGGGAAAAUCCGACUCGAGGUGCGUGGACUGUAG